UACACUGCAUGUUGGAUGCCUUAAACAGAUUACAGAUGUGGAGGCGUUCACUACUGAGGGGCACCACCUGUGUCCUACAGGUGGCAUGCCGGAGGUUUCACCCCCAAAGACAUUUUUCCUCCCCCAUGUUGAGACUGGUCACUCAGAAGCUCCUUGCUGGGGCUACGUGUCGGUUAAGGUAUCGGGGUGCAGGCUAUUUCCUGGCACAUCUCGGGGACAGAGCGUAUAAAAAAGAUGCCAAAUCAACUGUAGAGUUACCUGUGAGUCCCAUCACCGUCACUGAAAUUAAACAAUAUCUACGAGCCAAAGACAUCCCCAUCCACGACGGCUACAGCUGCCUGCACGCCCCGAGCAUCUUCACCGACGCCGCCUCCAGGAAGGAUAAGAUGUCCCUGUUCAUAGACAAAACCACCGGGCAGUUUCUGUGCAAGGACACGAUGGUGGAAGGCAGCUGGGAGGACCUUCAGGACUGUCUGGAGGUGAUGCAGGCGGAGGAGCGGGACUCCCUCAGCCCUCAUGUGUUGCUGGGGUAUCAGGAGAGCGUGGAGGAGCAGGAGGAGACGGAGAGGGAGCUGAGGGAGGUUCAGAGGAUCUGGUCCAGCUCGGUGCAGUUCUCUGACCUCCCUGAUGACGAGGCUCAGCUCAUCAAAACUAUGUUCCAGAUCACAAAGAUCUCAAACGCAACCCUGAAGAAGUUCGGCGUGCGGCUCUUCAAACCCACCAAGAGUCUGGUCUUCCCGUGGUUCGGCGGUCCCGACUCCUCCUUAAAAGGCGUGAAGCUCCUCUCCGCCCAGAGCACCGACACCGACACCGUCACCUACCACGAAGCCACCGUCCCAAAGUCUAACUCCUACUACAACCUGUUCGGCCUGCCUCUGGUGAGCCGCAUGGACCCCGAGGUGGUGCUGACGGGUCACGAGCUGGACACCCUGGCCGUGAGUCAGGCUACGGGACUCCCCAGCGUGGCUCUCCCACGGGGUGUCAGCUGCCUCCCACCCAUCCUGCUGCCUUACCUGGAGCAGUUCAGGCGGGUGACUCUGUGGCUCGGGGGUGACAUGCGCUCCUGGGAGGCGUCUAAGAUCUUCUCCCGUAAGCUGGGUCUGAGGCGGUGCUCGCUGGUGAGGCCCGGGGAGGAGCGGCCGUGCCCCGUCCAGGCGCUGGCUCGGGGGAAGAACUUGAGCCAGAUCAUUAAGACGUCCAUACCGGCGGCUCACAAGUCCAUCGUGUCGUUCAAGCAGCUGAGAGAGGACGUGUACGGAGAGCUGGUGAACACGGAGCAGGUGGCCGGAGUGAAGUGGGCCAGGUUCCCACAGCUCAACAAGAUCCUGAAGGGGCACAGGAAGGGAGAGCUGACGGUCUUCACAGGUCCAACAGGAAGUGGGAAGACGACGUUCAUCAGCGAGCUGGCCCUGGACCUCUGCAUGCAGGGCGUGAACACGCUGUGGGGAAGCUUUGAGAUCAACAACGUGCGUCUGGCUAAAAUCAUGCUGACUCAGUUUGCGGCUCAGCGUCUGGAGGAGAACCUGGAGCAGUACGACUACUGGGCCGACAAGUUUGAGGAGCUGGCUCUUUACUUCAUGACGUUCCACGGACAGCAGAACAUCAAGACGGUGUUGGACACGAUGCAACAUGCUGUCUACCUCUACGACAUCAACCACGUCAUCAUCGACAACCUGCAGUUCAUGAUGGGACAAGAAAACCUCUCAGUGGACAAGUUUGCGGUCCAGGAUCACAUUAUCGGAGCGUUCAGGAAGUUUGCCACAAACACCAGCUGUCACGUGACUCUGAUCAUUCAUCCCAGGAAAGAGGAGGACGACCGAGAGCUGCAGACGGCUUCUAUCUUCGGUUCUGCUAAGGCCAGCCAGGAAGCCGACAACGUCCUCAUCCUGCAGGAGAAGAAGCUGGUCACCACGUCCGGCCGAAGGUCUCUGCAGGUCACCAAGAACCGCUUCGACGGAGACGUUGGCAUCUUCCCCCUGGACUUCAUCAAGACCUCGCUCACGUACUCGGCUCCCGUCAAGGGGAAACUCAAACUGAAGAAAGUGACGGCCAAACCGGAGGACGGGGAGGGGGGCAGCUUCAUCUCCUACCGGCAGCUUCAUCUCCUACCGGCAGCUUCAUCUCCUACCAGCAGCUUCAUCUCCUACCAGCAGCUUCAUCUCCUACCCGGCAGCUUCAUCUCCUACCAGGCAGCUUCAUCUCCUACCGGCAGCUUCAUCUCCUACCAGCAGCUUCAUCUCCUACCAGCAGCUUCAUCUCCUACCAGCAGCUUCAUCUCCUACCAGCAGCAUCAUCUCCUACCAGCAGCUUCAUCUCCUACCAGCAGCUUCAUCUCCUACCAGCAGCUUCAUCUCCUACCAGCAGCUUCAUCUCCUACCAGCAGCUUCAUCUCCUACCAGCAGCUUCAUCUCCUACCAGCAGCUUCAUCUCCUACCAGCAGCUUCAUCUCCUACCAGCAGCUUCAUCUCCUACCAGCAGCUUCAUCUCCUACCAGCAGCUUCAUCUCCUACCAGCUCCUUAAAAGAGGGGAAAAGGAACAAAUGAAAUGA
This is a messenger RNA of Scomber japonicus (chub mackerel), 2549 nucleotides long. It is a transcript of the gene twnk, whose product is annotated as twinkle mtDNA helicase. Gene Ontology annotation, cellular component: mitochondrion. NCBI's taxonomy places the organism in Eukaryota, Metazoa, Chordata, Actinopteri, Scombriformes, Scombridae. The record is from RefSeq and is a predicted model, not a curated record. The transcript has 8 exons. Gene Ontology annotation, biological process: mitochondrial DNA replication. Gene Ontology annotation, molecular function: 5'-3' DNA helicase activity; single-stranded DNA binding; ATP binding. Bases 9 to 2549 code for a protein of 846 amino acids.